AUGUCCGCUUCUCGAGCCUUUUCUAUCCUGCCACGCACAUUUCUUUUUCGUAGAUCUAUCCAUUUUGAAUGUCGAAACCGAAUUGAAAGACGAACCGGGCUUACGUUGGAAGGGACACGAGCAGGCAGUCCAUUGUCUACUAUCACUGGGACGGUCACAAGGGUGUCAUCGAUAGUGGGAGGAGAGGCAAGCCUACCUUGUGAUUCGCGCCCUCCUCAACGUAAUGAUAGCUUGCUCCUUGUGGUGUGGUACAGGGACGAAAACCCUGUAUACAGUUAUGACACGAGAGUCUCAGGGUCAAGGGGUCACUGGUCAGAUGACACAUUUGGAGAUCGAGCAAGAUGGAUCAACUUUCCAAACUCCAGUCUUCAUAUCCGGGAUGUCCAGUCUCACGAUAGAUCCAUAUACAGAUGCCGGGUCGACUUCCAAGUGUCGCCGACAAGGAAUUAUAGAAUAGCUCUCGAUGUUAUCGAGCUACCCUUGAAACCGGUAAUCUUUGAUGAGUUCGGCAAAGAAAUAACCGGAACUGCCGGCCCUUUCAACGAAGGGAGCGACUUUAAGCUUAUUUGCUCGGUGAAUGGGGGCAAUCCUACGCCGAGAGUACAGUGGUUGCAUGGUGAAAAUAUAGUUUCUUCACUGAGGGCGAAUGAGAUGUCAGGGGGUAACACCAGGUCAUUGACCCUCUUGGUCAGAAAUGCAAGCCGUUCACACUUGUCCUCUGUGUACACAUGUACAGCAGAUAAUACACUGAUAUCUCCGCCACAACGGGUUUCCGUGAAGGUAGAUCUGUAUUUGCGGCCACUGUUAGUCGAAAUCUUAUCGAGAGAACAACCAUUGUCAGUGGGUAGACAAGCCGAGCUUUGGUGUAAGUCAACCGGUGCAAGACCUCCAGCAGUGGUCACUUGGUGGCUAGGUGGCAAAAAACUUAAAUCUAUAACUAAACAUCAGGAUUUAGAAGAAAGGAACGAGACUCAUUCUUUGUUGAAAUGGACACCUUUAAAGGAACAAAACGGAAAAAUACUCACAUGUAGAGCAGAACAUUCCAAGAUCAAUAGUUCAAUGAUUGAGAGCAAAUUGGUGCUUAAUGUUUAUUAUAUGCCGGUUGCUACAAUGCAUCUAGGGGCCAAAAUGAACCCAAACGAUAUUGAAGAAGGCGACGAUGUGUACUUCGGUUGCGAGGUUGAUGCCAAUCCCCCUGCUUAUAAAGUUAUGUGGGAACACAACGGUAUUCCGCUUCAUCACAAUCCUGCCAAAGGAGUAAUCUUAACUGGCAACACAAACCUUGCACUACGUAAUGUGUCACGACACCAGGCCGGUAACUAUACCUGCACUGCUUCGAAUGUUGAAGGAGAUGGAAAGUCGCUUCCUGUGCCAAUGCAAGUCGUUUAUAGACCCAUAUGUCGAUCUAAAGAUAUGAAAAUAAUAGGUGCAGCUUUACAAGAAGCAUCGAAAGUAGAAUGCGAGGUAGAUGCUUUCCCUCCCCCAAACACGUUUGAGUGGGCACUUAAUAAUUCUGCUGGUUCAAUAAAGAUUGACCCUUGA
Molecule: messenger RNA, 1542 nt
Organism: Danaus chrysippus (African queen)
Lineage: Eukaryota; Metazoa; Arthropoda; Insecta; Lepidoptera; Nymphalidae
Source: the annotation of a GenBank genome assembly